This is a messenger RNA of Arachis stenosperma, 795 nucleotides long. RefSeq lists its product as uncharacterized. The record is from RefSeq and is a predicted model, not a curated record. The transcript is spliced from 4 exons. The coding region runs from base 1 to 795 and encodes 264 amino acids. Lineage: Eukaryota; Viridiplantae; Streptophyta; Magnoliopsida; Fabales; Fabaceae.
AUGACGACGAUUAUUUUUUGUUAUUACCAAUUAUGUGCUCAGAACAGUCCUCCCCGUUUAUCAUUGUCAAACGAUGAUGUUGCUCAACUACAUGUUUUACCUAUGAAACAAAAUUCACAAGAAGUUCCUUGCAAGAACACAACAACAAUGUUGCUUAACAAUGAUGAUGAUGAUGAUGACUCAAAUUCUGAAUUUGAGUUCAUUACAACAAGCAACAACAUCUUUGAGUUUGAAUCAUCUUCUGCUGAUGAACUCUUCUCAAAUGGUGUGAUCCUUCCAAUUCAGAUUCAAGAGAGAAAAACCGCCACAAACAAUGCUGCUAGAAAACACAUGAUCAACCUUCAACAUCAUACAAAGCUUCUUCCUCCAAGACCAUCUUCUUCUUUUCAUACAAGUAAUGAUCAAAUGAAGAAAGAAACCAUUAUUAAAGAACUCUUAGAGUUGAGUUGUUGUGAAGAAAAUGAAGAGAAGAAGAACGGAUUCAGUAGAAGCAAGAGUCUAAACUGUGAAACAAAGAAAAGCUUGAUUUGUUCUUUGCCUCUUUUGUCAAGAAGCAAUUCAACCGGUUCUGUGAAGAAUAAUCAAAAGAGAAUGAGCUCACUCAACAACAAAUCCUCAUCAUCAUCAGAUUCUUGGUCAUGUUCUAGCUUAAACUACCUCUUUCCUGUGCAAAAAUCUGCAGCUUCAGGUAAGAUUUAUGGCCAUGGUGGUAGUAUUAGGAUUAGCCCUGUUUUGAAUGUACCAACUCCUUAUGUUUCCAAAGGGAGUUCAAAUCUAUUUGGAUUUGAUUACUGA